Molecule: messenger RNA, 962 nt
Organism: Bacillus rossius redtenbacheri
Lineage: Eukaryota; Metazoa; Arthropoda; Insecta; Phasmatodea; Bacillidae
Product: protein takeout-like
Exons: 6
Coding region: 136-885 (249 amino acids)
Source: RefSeq, a predicted model, not a curated record
GUUUAGCGCCCGGUCUCCGGGGUUGUUUCAGUCCGACUUCCCGCCGGACGCGUAGUAUAAAGCCGGCGGCGCGUCCAUCGUCGUCGUCAGUCGAUCCCCCCCGCCGGAGCACCAGUGCAGCCAACUGCCGAGAACAUGAAGUGCGCGGCGUAUGUUGCGGUGUUGGCGGUGCUGGUGGGGAGCUCGCUCCAAGCGGCCGUCAAGCUGCCUGGAUACCUGAAGCUCUGCUCCAGGGGAGACCCGAACUUGAACGACUGCGCUCUGAAGAGCGGCAUUGCUGCUUUGCCGAGACUCGCAAAAGGAGACGCGAGCCUGCACAUCCCAGUGCUGGACCCACUCCGUCUGGACCGCAUCGACGUGAAGCAAGGCUCGGGCCCCGUCAGGGUCGAGCUGGCGCUCACCGACGUCUACGUCAAAGGCUUGAAGGACGCCGAUCUCAAGGCCGUCAGUUUCGACUUGGCCAAAAGAACUGUGACCGUGAACUUCAUUGCCAAGAAAUUGGUCAUUGACUCCAAGUACAAGAUAGACGGACAGGUCCUUAUUCUGCCAAUCAAAGGAGACGGAGACUUCAACCUGAAGCUUGAUAAUUUGGAGGGAACAUUCAAGAGUGACUUUGAUAUCGCCAAGAAGGAUGGAAAAGAGUACAUAAAAAUUAAGAACAACAAUUUCGACUUCACCAUCACGAACGCAUUAUUUGACUUAAAGAACCUUUUUAAUGGUGACAAAGUUCUGGGCGACACGAUGAACACCUUCCUGAACGAGAACUGGAGGGAGGUGUACGGCGAGAUCAAGCCUGCCGUGGCUGAGGUGGUGAGGACUGUCAUCGUGAGGAUACUGGACGAGUUCACCAGCCUGCUGCCGUACGACGAGCUGUUCGCCGCCUGAAAACCACACCCCCAGAACAUAUUUAUAUUUAUAAUUAAAAAUAAAAAAUUUGAAAGCUACGUCACAUGUGUUUUUUU